GUCUUUGCUUCUCAACUUAAUUGUAGAAAUUCAUACGUAAAAUCAUGGUGUCGAAGGGUUUGAAGGCGGCUCCGCUAGGCCGUUUGCGAUUAGCGAGUGUGGACGAUGCCCCAACUAUAUUUUCAUUAGUAACGGAAUCUAUGGCCAAGAACUUCCGAGUCAACGAUGUUACUGAUAUUGUGUACCUUUUUGAGACCUGCUUAUUGUCAAUAUGCUAUUUGGAUAGUAACGAGGCUGUAGUCGGUUGUGUUGUCCUAAAAGACUAUCCAUUGAUUCCCGCCGUCUAUCCUGGAGCUUGGGAAGAUUUCGUACACACUAAAUAUAAGACUAUAGAACUCAAUUCAAGGAACUCGGUGUUCAUACAUCUGCUAUGCUGGAACUCGUCGUAUGGCCGCGAACUGGUGGAUGGCAUGUUGAAAUCUAUUUUCAUGCACGACCAUUACUUGCAAUUCAUUGUAAUGAUGAAGUGUAUAAUCGGCAGUUCCUUGUUAAUGCCAGGCCAGACCCGUAGCGAGGGCUCGUUCAAGCGCACCCAGGCCAUAGAGCGCGGCUGUUCCGGCGACCAGCUGCCUGCGCUGUGGAUCAUGGAACGGAAAGAAGUCUGUCCUAAAUUAAAGAUACGGAGAGCGGUCGAGGAAGAUAACGACGACAUAAUCCCUAUAAUCGAGCGCCACUCGAAGUUGUUACGUGAGCUGUACGGCGACUUCUACGUCAGCGAGCUGAUAUCGCGACAUCCUGAGUCCGAACGAGUACUGCUGGUGUGUGAGCACAGAGAGCUAGCAGUCGGUGUGAUGAUCCUGAACACGCAGAUCAACUACGAGGCUUUGGAGGAAAGCUUUGAACUCUCGCCGUUUGCUGGACUGAGGCAUCUCGACAAGCCGCCACGGCGACGGGAAUACGGUUCCACCACUAGUUUAAUUGUAGGUGGAGGCAAUAUGCUUGAAUCUCUACAAGAAUUGAACAUCGAUUUCCCCGGGCCGAGAGACCCUAAAUCACGGGUAACAUGGAUAUAUGAAGACGACGCAUUCAAAGACAUUCGCAAAGAAAUGGAGACACCUAAAUUGAAUCAAGUUGACAAUUAUUCACAGCUGGACAGCCUGCAGUUUUUAGAAGAAGAUGAGGAUGAAUUUGAAUACGAUAUCGUCAAUAUUGAUACGGAUUUGUUGAGGCUGCCUCGUUUGUUCACGAGUGAUGAUAUUAUGAAAUUUAAAGGAUUUUCGGAUGAGAGUCUUCCAAGACGCCAGGAAUCAGGAUUUGACAAUAAAUACAUUCUAAAAGAAAAAUCGAAGCCCAUUGCAAGUUCUCCGCACAUGAGUUCAAUUUCCUCGUGCAAAGCUCCCGAACCGAUUCAAUAUUCUGGAAGACCAAACGCUUUCCUAUUAGAAGUGUUUGCUAUGCAUGCCAAUUACGAUGAACGGUACGGUUUUGAGAUGCUAGAAGCGGCCUAUGAGCUAUUUCCCGAUAGGGACUACUGUAUCAUGUGCCUACCAUCCUGGCACACAUGUUUUCCACUUCUAGAACAUUUUACGCUCGUCACACCAUACGGCUUUAGGAUGCGAUUUAUAAACGAUUCCUUAUACGUGGCUCAUGUGAAUGCCAUCAGAGGGCGAAUUAGCGUUCGUCCAGCGGAAGCAUACGAUAUCCCUAAUUUGGAAGAAGUAUUGGAACACGCUACAAGAAAACAAGACCUUAUGGAGUUAUUUAAAAAUAGUCUCGACUCUUUAACGCUAUCUUCAUAUGUCCUUCUUAAUGAAAAUCAGCCUAUUGGAUUAGUUGUUCUUGGACCGCUGGAAGAUGGAACCUCUAUAAGAACUCAAUAUGAUUUAGAAACUGAGGCUAGAAGGGCUGGGACGGAUGCUUCGAUUUUAGCAUGUGUUAUGUCACCAAUCAUGGAACCCCAUGCGCGAUGGUAUUUGAGGGACGUGCUACGUCACACAAAAUAUUGUACUUUGUUCUGGGUCUGCCGACUUUUCGCUAAAGGCGAUGCGAGUCCCGUAAGAAAUUUAAUGUCGCUAGCGAGUUACAUGAAGCCGGUGCGCCCUCGCCGAGCCGCGCCUAAUAUGAUUGGCAACAACCAUCUCGAGAAAGUAUUCAAAGAUAUUGCUACUCCAUUCGCUCUGUGGAUGUUAGAGCGCCCACUAACCAGCAUGCCGAAGGUGCAUGUCAAUAACAGCAUUGUAGUUGUGGGAGCUAGCCGAACUGGGCUUGCCUUUCUAGAAACGUUACUUCUUGGACCAACAUCAGAAUACCUCACCUUCACAAAUAUAACAUUAGUGUCGCAAUACGGCCUACCAACGGUACCUGAUUUUAUGCGAGCCGCGGAAACCUGUGUACCGAGGGAUGGACGGUACACAGAUCGAUACAUCAAGAGCAUGCCCUUCUAUUACUACGUCGAUGUAAUGUCCGCUGUUAUGGUACAGAUCGACAGGAAAAAGAAAUGUAUUCACCUUAAGGGUGGAGGUGUAAAGUUUUAUGAUGAACUUAUAUUAACGUGUGGUCUUCAAUUCCAACAUCCGGAGUAUUUGAAGGAUUCUAUUGAACUGGCCAAAGAAAUGGAGAAGGGCAAACCUUGCAUCAGAACCCUUAUGGACAAUCCAGGGUAUUUGCCAGACAGUGUUCCAUUGCAGCCAACACUACCCUACAAUGUGAUGCUCAUUAAUUCUUUGUACCAAGCCAAUACUUGCUUACGAAAAUUGAUGCGAAUGAUAUCUGAAACUAAGAACUCAAGUGAUUGCCUUUGCAAUGAGAAGCCAGUGGUAGUGUACGGAGAUUGUAUAGAAGCAUAUAGCUGCAUGGCGGCGCUAUUAGAACUAGGUGUGUCGGGAAACAAAAUCGCUUUUGUUGAGCCUUUCCCGCCCGAAGAUGCUACAGCUAUGAGGGUCAACUGCUUUAAUAAUGAAACAGUGGAUGGUAGAGUGCAACAAAAGCUAGAUAAGCUUGGUAUCCGCACCUACCGUCAGUGCCACUUCAACGGUUGGUUUGAGCGGGACGGAAUUGUGGAAUACCUGCGACUUAUGUCUCCACUGCAUGUCAUGCAUGUGCCCUGCUUCGCUCUUUUCUAUUACGGGAUCAAAGCUAUUGAUUUGUAUGCGUUUAAAGCUAUAAACGAAAGUGGUCUGGUAUACGACGGUGGCGUGGUGGUUGGUCCUCUGUUUGAGACGAACGACCCGCACGUGUUCGCCGCAGGACCCUGCGUGCGGUACUCACGCCGCCUCUAUGCUCCACAUGAUCUUCAUAAAUACUAUCAUUCUGAGGAUGUAGGAGAAGCGCUGGCGAAACUUUUCUUGAAAAAAGUUGAUCCAUUCAUGACACAAAGAACUAACCUUGAAGAACCAGAACUUAUGCAACGAUAUAGUUCGAGUUUGCUUGCCUUUCGAGAAUCGCGUGCUAGCGUUGUAAGUUCUCGUCGCUUAUCAAAUAUUGCUAUGAAAAGCCGCUGGCAGCCCGUUAUGAAAUUCGAAUCGCCGAUAGUGCAGUCGGCAACGCUACCGGGUCCAUUGUAUUAUAUGGUGCUAAGAAAACCAGGACGGGACACUCCAAUGGCAGUAAAACUUUUGUUGCCUCAACAGGGUCACACGCUAAUAACUGAUAAGAGGGAUAACUACUUCAGACUACAGAUUAAUGCCUUGCAUUGCGUCGAAUCUAUCACGUGUCUCUCUAAGAAGCAAUUUUGCCCUGUAACCCUUACACAACUGUAUGGGAAACAUGAAGCUUAUUUCAACAAUCUCCUCGCUAGAUUUAAUAUGAAUCUCAUAGAUGAUUUAUUCGAAUACUUCACCAAUACUUGGAUAGCAGCCUUUUACCAGGAGCCAUUUGUCAAUUUGCUGAACGAUAUUUAUGAACAUGGUGGCAAUACGGUAUUAGAUGUAGUAAAGACAAAAUACAAAGAAUUUUAUGGGCGCAAGCAGGACGAAUCAAUGACAGGAGAGAUGUCUGCUUUACAGUUUAAGGAGUCUACAUGCAAGGAGUGCGGCCAAAACGAGGUGCUCCGGCACGACGCGGACACGUUCUGGAGAGCUGUGGGCGGGGAACGUAUCGUGUUUAAAAAUCUGACGAAAUACCUGCAGAAGAAUUCCGUAGCGAACCCACAUUAUGCUGUGCCAGAUUUCCAAUACAUUUGAAAUAAAUUGUUAUUUUUAAAGUAA
Maniola jurtina (meadow brown) is the source of this 4145-nucleotide messenger RNA. RefSeq names its product cilia- and flagella-associated protein 61-like. Lineage: Eukaryota; Metazoa; Arthropoda; Insecta; Lepidoptera; Nymphalidae. The transcript has 30 exons. The record is from RefSeq and is a predicted model, not a curated record. The coding region runs from base 45 to 4121 and encodes 1358 amino acids.